Molecule: messenger RNA, 655 nt
Organism: Cicer arietinum (chickpea)
Lineage: Eukaryota; Viridiplantae; Streptophyta; Magnoliopsida; Fabales; Fabaceae
Biological process (GO): P450-containing electron transport chain
Cellular component (GO): mitochondrion
Molecular function (GO): electron transfer activity; 2 iron, 2 sulfur cluster binding
Source: RefSeq, a predicted model, not a curated record
GAAUCCAUACCGUGCGACUGUGGGUGAACGAACCCUCGGAGAAAUCCAGCAACAUAACAAUUUCAUUUUCAUUUCAUAAAAAUUUCAAUCCCAAACCAAAGCAGUUUGCAACAAUCAUGGCGUUAUCAAAUCUCCGAAGACUAACCACCCAAACCAAAAGCCACCUCUCCUCCCUUUCCUACCUCACUCAAUCCCCAAUCUCCCGCCUCACCUCAACCCAAAAAGUCUCUGACCGCAUCGUCCGUCUCUCCGCAAUCGACUUCGAAGGCAAAAAACAUGACGUCCUGGGCCUAACGGGCCAAACCCUCUUGAGAGCCCUAGUCAACACGGGCUUAAUCGACCCUGAUUCUCACCGUCUCGAAGAGAUCGACGCUUGUUCAGCUCACUGCGAAAUCAACAUCGCUCAAGAAUGGCUUGAUAAGCUUCCACCUAGGACUUACGACGAAGAAUAUGUUCUUAAACAUAAUUCCAGGCUUAGGGUUCUUAAUAAGCAUUCCAGACUUGGUUGUCAGGUUCUUCUUAAUCACGAUCUUCAAGGUAUGGUUGUUGCACUCCCUGAACCCAAACCAUGGGACACUUCCUAGGUCUUUUUUUUUUGGAUGUUUUUUUGUUGAAUAAUGUGGUUGACUCAAAGUGGUGAACUUAUUGAACCUUA